UGAACAAUAUGGCGGCGCCCGUGUAGCGGUGUGAAUCUGUCAAAUGUCAGUGUAUCGCGUGUUUAUGCGGCACCAGAAUGAAGCUUUGAAUGGAUUUAUAAUACAGAUCACGCUGAAAGGAUCGCAACAUAUCUGUUCAGGUCCCGCUGUUUGUCGUGUCCCAGAGUCCUGCCGAUGGCUGUAUGGAGGGUCGCUGUGUUCCGGUGGAGGCCGGUGCCGCGUGUCCAGCUGAUCCAGGUCAGCGUCCGCAAUCUGUUCAGUGAAUCUGGUGUGUGGGAGCGGGACUACAGGGCUGACACUCGCCGUCGAGUGGAGCAGUGCUGGACCGGACGCAUCCAGGAGCAGUGGCAGAGAGAUGUGGCUGACCAGAGCUCCUGGAAGAAGUUCUACGUCCUCUCCAUGUUCCCGUACCCAUCGGGUCGGCUGCAUAUGGGCCACGUGAGGGUAUACACCAUUAGCGACACCAUCAGCCACUUCCAGCGGAUGAGGGGCCAUCAGGUGUUGAACCCCAUGGGCUGGGAUGCGUUCGGUCUGCCGGCUGAGAACGCUGCCAUCGAGCGAGACUUGGACCCCGAGGAGUGGACCAAAAGUAAUAUCGAGUCCAUGCGGAAGCAGCUGGACAGCCUGGGGCUCUGCUUUAAUUGGGAGCGGGAGGUCACAACCUGUCUGCCUGAUUAUUAUAAGUGGACCCAAUAUCUGUUCAUCAAGCUGUUUGAGGCUGGACUGGCCUAUCAGAAAGAGGCGCUGGUGAACUGGGACCCCGUGGAUCAGACGGUUCUUGCAGAUGAACAGGUGGAUGAAAGCGGUCGCUCAUGGAGGUCUGGAGCUCCUGUCGAACAGAAGCUUCUUAAGCAGUGGUUCAUCAAAACCACCAACUAUGCCAAGCCUCUUCUGGAUGCCUUGGCCGAUCUCCCUGAAUGGUAUGGAGUCAAAGGCAUGCAGGCCAACUGGAUUGGCAACUGUUCAGGCUGCUUUUUCAACCACAUAUUGAAGGUGGAUGGUCAUGACACAGGGGAGGUGUUAUCUGCAUACACCUGUUCUCCAGAGGCCGUGUUCGGAGCAGCCUAUGUCUCGGUCCUGCCCUCCCACCGGCUGCUGCGCGGCUCCAGUGCCCUCAAACCAGCUCUGCUCGGAGCCCUGAAACCUGGGAGAGACAGUCUGACUGAAGUCACUGCCCUCAACGUGUUCACCGGCCGCGAGGUUCCAGUGGUAAUCUCUGCCAAGAAUGAGUUCGACGGACAUCUGGACACUGUGAUAGGGAUCCCAGAUAGCAGUGAGGAGGAUGAGAGUUUGGCUCAGUCUCUGGGUUUGAGCUGGAUCUCUGUUCUGAAGACAGAAGAAGACGGAUCACAGACUCUCAUGAACUCAGAUGAGUUUACAGGUCAAAGCCGGGAAGAAGCUUUUAACUCUGUUACCCAGAAAGCCCGGGAGAAGAACAUUGGUGGAUACCUCACUAGUACAAAGUUACGUGAUUGGCUAAUCUCAAGGCAGCGCUACUGGGGCACACCCAUUCCCAUAGUGCACUGCAGCUCAUGUGGGCCUGUGGCAGUUCCAGCGGAGGACCUGCCAGUCAUGCUACCUAAAGUACCUUCCCUCACAGGGAAAGGGGCGUCGCCCUUAAAGACGGCACAGGAUUGGCUGAGAUGCCAGUGUCCGAGGUGUAAAGGGCCGGCGGAGAGAGAAACAGACACCAUGGACACCUUUGUGGAUUCCAGCUGGUACUAUUUCAGAUACACUGACCCCCACAACCCGCUGAGGCCUUUUGCGCGUUCCCGAGCGGAUCACUGGAUGCCUGUGGAUGUGUACAUCGGAGGGAAGGAGCACGCCGUCAUGCACCUGUACUACGCACGCUUCCUCAGCCACUUCUGCAGAGACCAGGGCAUGGUUUCACACAGGGAGCCCUUCAGAAAGCUGCUGGUUCAGGGUCUGAUAAAGGGGCAGACGUUCAGGGUGGCAGAGACCGGCCAGUACCUGAAGAAAGAGGACGUUGAUUUCACAGGUUCGGAGCCCGUUCAGAGGGACACCGGGAGCCGACUGCAGGUCACAUGGGAGAAGAUGAGUAAAUCCAAACACAACGGGCUGGACCCUCAGGAGGUGGUGCAGCAGUACGGCAUCGACACCAUGCGCCUCUACCUUCUGUACGCCGCUCCACCUGAGCAGGACAUCUUAUGGGACGUCAAGACUGAUGCCAUCCCAGGAGUGUUGAGAUGGCAGGCCCGUCUGUGGGGUUUGGUCACCAAACUGAGAACGGCCCGUGAGGGUCAAGAGACGCCCAACCCAUCCGUCCUGAACAAGAGAGAGCGCUCUGAGGCCAAGAAGAUCUGGGAGAACAAGAACUACGCCAUCACACAGGGCCUCUCGAGGAUAGUUGUUGUUCUGAUGUGGAGCCGGCCUGAUCUGGACCGUCCAAGGGAAAUUGGCGAUCUAGUCUCAAACCACGACAGAAGAGCAGCUUCCACUAGCAGAGGUCACGUGUUCACAGUCUUUCGUUAGUGAAUAAACCUCCGUCCUCUCAGGCAGUAAUGAGGCACCUUGUGACAUUCAAGCUCUGAAAACUUCUGCUGCCUACAUAGGCAACUGCCUUCUAAGAAGCAGACUGAAUUGAAAUGCUCUACAUAGACAGCAACACAUACCACAACAUGAAGCACUCUGAAGACUUGACUUACAAUUCAAUCCUCAGAAUUAAGUUUGGCGUUACCACAUUGCUAAGCUCACUACGCAUGAAAAUAGCACAUAAUUUAUCCGAUAAAGUAGUGUAUUUUUUAAUAAGGCUGAACUACACUACUGUUCAAAAGAUUUGAGUCAGAUUGAAUGUUUUGAAACAAGUCUUUUAUGCUGCAUUUAUUUAAUUAAAAUACAGUAAAACAGUAAUAUUGUGAAAUGUUAUUGGGUCAUUUUGUGUCAAAUCAACCAAAUUUCUGAAACUUCCCCUGCUCAAAUUUUUGAGUAUAAAUUUAAUCAUGGAGCCACAUUAAGAUCUCCAUAUCUCUGGGAUUGAACUAUCAAAGGCCGUUAAAAUGCAGAUACCAAAAGGAAAGUUUGUUAAGAACCAGAAUCUAAAAGGAUAUUAAGAUAUCUUUAAUACUUCUUGAGUUACAGGCAUGCAAACUUAAGGCAAAAAGCACUUCUUGUGUUUUUUGCCUCAAGUCACUGUUGGCAUAUCUGGCCUUCUGUCACUGUUGGCAUAUAAUUAAACAAAGAUUGCUAAAGUAAACAGAUUUUACUAAUAGAUCUACCAAUCUCUGUGUAAAAAUAAAAUAGUGAUGUUGCCAUCUUUCUAAAGUCAUUUUUACACCCCUCUAAUUUGGCUCCAAAUCUCAGGUGAAAAUGGUCAUUUUGACCCCCCUCUACAAAAUAGUGGAUUACUCAGUAAAUAUACAUCUGUGACAUUUAAUAUUUUGAAUUUAAUUGAGCUGCAUAAUGACACUAUUGUCUUUUUAGAGCUGCUUUACAUCUGAACAAUCUGUGUUGUAUAAAGCUCUAUAUAAAUAAAGGUGACUAGAUAGGCAGUUCAGGUUUUGGGACAGAGCUCUAGUGUCCUUUAAAGUCGGCAUGAAACAGAAGUUGCAAUAGUCUUUUAUAUCCGAAACGGCUUCUGGAACAAGAACAAAUGUAGGGCGGGGCUUGAUUUUGUCCCUGGGGAAUUGAUUGGAUGGUUGUGGUUUGCUAUUGGUGGAUCUCAUGUGAGUGACAGGUUGCCCCGCCCUCGUCAUCAGAGAAGAGAAGAGAUGCUGCAAGAGGGAGGGGAAGUUAUUUUGAUUCAGGAUUUAUUUAUAUAUAUUUUAACCAGGACACGGACCGUGCGUCGCCUAUCAAUGACAUCAUAUCCGUGUUACCCUCGGUUUCCGGUUUUAUUUUGUAGAAACCAUGGAAACACCAAAGACACUUUAAUAUAUUGUGUUUUAUUAGACAGAUGAGCAAGAAGAUGAUCAGAAAACUAAUCAUGUUAUAGCUCAACACAGUAAGUCUUAUUGUUUAAUUCUCGUUUUCUUAAUUUACGGCGAGUACCAUGUUUUACCAUGCUUAAUAUCGAUCUAUCUUAGUGCAGUGCGCAACAAGUGUCUCACAGCAGCCGCCGAGCAAAUGCAAAGAGUAACACUAUAACAACUUUCAACACACAAAUGUAUCUAAUAUGAUAAACAGCACUGCGUUACCCGACAUACGCUUGACUGGAAGAAGCAGAAUUGGCGACUGCGGCAUAAUAAAAUCGUCUCUCAUUAGCAAUCGCUCCAGCGGCCUCGUUCUGCUCCAACAGCUUUCAGCCACACCCUGCUUCAUACUACAGUAAUGUUAAUAAAUCUUUAAUACAUUAGCUCAUCCAUGAACAUGAUUUUUGCCCGAGUCCUGUCAGAUUCUUUUCCACCAGCUGUAGACAAGAGGACAACACCUCCCAUGAUUCUGAGAAAUCAGGGCGUCAUCAAGAUACACCUUUGUUUUGAAUAAGUGACCUCUAGAGGUGAAAAUUACAUAAUGAGCCUUUAAAAAAUAAGAAUUGUUCAUUUUGAUGUAAGGGUGACUUUGAAAUGCUGAUACAAAGCUGAUAG
This is a messenger RNA of Ctenopharyngodon idella (grass carp), 4544 nucleotides long. RefSeq names its product leucyl-tRNA synthetase 2, mitochondrial (gene lars2). Gene Ontology annotation, molecular function: leucine-tRNA ligase activity; ATP binding; aminoacyl-tRNA deacylase activity. Lineage: Eukaryota; Metazoa; Chordata; Actinopteri; Cypriniformes; Xenocyprididae. The transcript has 18 exons. Gene Ontology annotation, cellular component: mitochondrion. Gene Ontology annotation, biological process: leucyl-tRNA aminoacylation; mitochondrial translation. The coding region runs from base 175 to 2493 and encodes 772 amino acids. The record is from RefSeq and is a predicted model, not a curated record.